UGCUUUUCGAGAGCUACAUACUUAUCGCACUCGCGGAAUAAGCUCUGACAUGGACACGACGGCGAAACCGUAUGGGCCCGAAGAUGCAGAGUCCGGACCUGUUUGAGCGUCUUCCGCGGCCAAAAUCCCGACCCCAACGACUGGGAUCGUGCGAUUCCUGCUUUCGAGGUUGUGAUGCCCAACCACCUCCAGUGGGCCUACUUAACGGCGUUCCUCGUCACAUUCUUCUCUCUCAUCGCUGUCUCUAAGAUCAUUAACGGGAAGCUCAAGGAGGCCGGUUACGACAUUUCACGCCUUAUCCUCGUCGGCCUACCACCUAGAGAGGACACGAUGUCGGCACAAGAUGGCUCGUCUAGCUCUCCGUCUGCACCAGCAGGGCUCUUGGAAGGGAAUGCCACGCAGUUGCUUGCGCUCGGCAUGGCCGUGGUGACGAGUUUCUUAAUCUACCGAAAGUUCGGUGCAGCUCAAAAGAAGACGCCUGUACUUGAUCCAGCGAAAUGGCAGGAGUUCCCGCUGAAGGAGAAGGUACAAAUCUCUCCGAACACUGCGAUCUACCGUUUCGCCCUUCCCCAUCCCGAUGAUGUCCUUGGGCUGCCCAUUGGCCAGCACAUCUCAGUCUCGGCUGAAAUCAACGGGAAGGACAUCAUGCGUAGCUACACGCCGACGAGCAGUGAUGACGACCGGGGACACUUCGACCUGCUCAUCAAGGUGCGUUCUCAACCCGCCGCCCGCCGCCUUACUAACGCCCCGCUGCAGUCGUACGAGAAGGGCAACAUCUCGCGCUACGUCUCCCUCCUCAAAAUCGGCGACAAGGUCCGCGUGAAGGGCCCCAAGGGCCAGUUCACCUACAAGCCCUCGCAAUGGCGCGUCCUGGGCAUGAUCGCGGGCGGCACGGGUAUCACGCCCAUGCUGCAGGUCAUCCGCGCAGCGCUCAAGAACCCGAGCGACCACACCGCGCUCAACCUCAUCUACGCGAACGUGAACUUCGAGGACAUCCUGCUCAAGAAGGAGCUGGACGAGCUCGCCGCGCUGCACCCGAACCGCUUCAAGGUGUACUACGUGCUCAACAACCCGCCCGAGGGAUGGACGGGCGGCGUCGGCUUCGUGUCGAAGGACCAGGUCGAGAACUGGAUGCCGGCGCCGAACCCGCAUAACGAUAUCAAGAUCAUGAUGUGCGGGCCGCCACCGAUGAUGACUGCUAUGAAGAAACACCUCGCAGAACUCACCUAUUCGGCUCCUCGGACCGUCAGCAAGCUCGAUGACCAGGUCUUCAUUUUCUAGGUUUUCUGGCGUGUUCGGUGGCGUCUGGAUGUUCUUGGAUUGUAGAAGUUCUCUGGUAUGCUGGUACACACAUUCCUAAUGCACAAAACCCGCUGUUGUCCCGAUGCUCCUGUGCGUGUUGUGCGUAAGAGGGUCACGGCCUUCUGGCGGGCUAUCGCAACAGAGUUGGCAGUCUCAAUGCUGCCGUAUACCAGCUGUCUCGGCGUAGCUGGUGCCGACACAACAGUUGCCAUAAUGCAACACAGCGGCUCUUUCGUGACCUUGACGUUCUGUCACGCGUCAUUGAGUUG
This is a messenger RNA of Fomitopsis serialis, 1571 nucleotides long. RefSeq names its product ferredoxin reductase-like C-terminal NADP-linked domain-containing protein. Gene Ontology annotation, molecular function: oxidoreductase activity. Lineage: Eukaryota; Fungi; Basidiomycota; Agaricomycetes; Polyporales; Fomitopsidaceae. The transcript is spliced from 6 exons. The record is from RefSeq and is a predicted model, not a curated record. The coding region runs from base 175 to 1281 and encodes 368 amino acids.